ACAGACAGAAGAGAGAGAGAGAGAGAGAGAGAGAGAGAGAGAGAGAGAGAGAGAGAGAGAGACCGGAUUGAGACUGUGGGAGCUUGUGUGUUCAUUUCAUCACCCGUUUAAGAACCAACCAAGGAAGACAGAGGACGGAAGGAAGGAGACUGAAAAAACGACAGCCUCUGAAAAAGCGAAAGUGAGUGGUAAAGGAAGGGAGGAAGGAAGGAAGCGGGGUCUGAGGAGGGGUGUCUGACGUCGCUGGUCUCGCUUGACAGGCAGCAAGAUUUCUGCUUAGCCAGCCCACAUCUGCUUGUUUUCUUCUCCUCUUUCUGGGAUCGUUGUCCUCCAUCCUUUCUUCUCCUCUGAGCAAGAGGGAAAGAGAGAAAGCGAGAGAGGAGGAGGAGGGGAGGCAGCCCCCCCACCCUUACACAGACACACGGCACAGAACGAAAGGAGAGAGGACGAAGCAGAGAAAAGAGAGAGAGCCCGUUUUGUCGUUCCUUGCCGUCUCUGUCGCCCCUCGGCGAGCGAGCGGCUAACAGGCACCGCUCAUGUCCGUGAACUCUGAGAAAUCCUCGUCCCCCGAAAGGCCUGAGACCCAGCAAAAAGCCCCGGUGUCUGCCCACCCUCCCCCGCCUCCCCCUCCACCCCCUCCUGAGCCUGCCGUCCCCCCAGAGCCAGAGGAGGAGAUCCUAGGCUCUGACGAUGAGGAGCAGGAGGACCCCGCAGACUACUGCAAAGGUGGAUACCAUCCGGUGAAGAUAGGGGACUUGUUCAACGGGAGGUACCACGUGAUCCGCAAGCUAGGCUGGGGUCACUUCUCCACCGUAUGGCUGUGCUGGGACAUCCAGGUGAAGAACUUCGUGGCGAUGAAGGUGGUGAAGAGUGCUCAGCACUACACGGAGACAGCCCUGGAUGAGAUCAAACUGCUAAGAUGUGUGAGAGAGAGUGACCCCUCUGACCAAAACAAAGAAAUGGUGGUUCAGCUGAUAGACGACUUCAAGAUCUCUGGAAUCAAUGGAAUACAUGUGUGUAUGGUGUUUGAGGUUCUGGGGCACCACCUUCUGAAAUGGAUAAUCAAGUCCAACUACCAGGGCCUUCCUCUACCCUGUGUCAAGAGUAUUAUCAAACAGGUGUUGCAGGGCCUGGACUACCUCCACAGCAAGUGUAAGAUCGUCCACACGGACAUCAAGCCGGAGAACAUCCUGAUGUGUGUGGACGAUGCGUUUGUCCGCCGUAUGGCCGUGGAGGCCACAGAGUGGCAGAAGGCUGGGGCACCCCCGCCCUCUGGAUCUGCAGUCAGCACAGCACCACAGGCCAAACCAGUGGGGAAGAUCUCUAAGAACAAGAAGAAGAAGCUGAAGAAGAAGCAGAAGCGUCAGACCGAGCUGUUGGAGAGACGCAUGCUGGAGAUAGAGGCCCUGGAGAGAGAGGCUGAGAAACUGAGGGCCACAGAGGGCCCCGAUGGUGAGGGGUUGACCCACCCUCCGAAACACACACCCCGCAACGCGGCACUGGGGCCCGCCGUCGCACUGGGCGAGAGCGAUGACGACGAUGAUGACGAUGAAGAGGAUGGAGACGAGGAGGAGGAAGUAGAGACGGAGAGGGAGAGGCCCACCAGGCUAACCAAUCACACCUGUGCUGCCCCACCCCAGGAGCAGUCAGAGGUUCCCCCUACGCCAGAGGCAGCAGCAGAGCCAGAGGGGGAGCCCACCCCCAGCCCUACUCCAGAGACAGAGACACAGACCCCCACACCCACCGCCACCACACCUGGGGAUGGCAAGACAGCCAAUCCAGAGGGAGAGGCAGAGGAGGAGGAGGAGGAGGAGGACGAGAAGGAGGAUUGGAAAGAGGCCGUAAAGGAAGAGAAGGAGGAAGAGGAGGAGGAUGGGGAAGACGAUGAAGAGGAUGAAGAGGACUUGGUUACAGCUCCGGCCGAGCCGCCGCCGGCGGUGGAGUUAGAAGAGAAAGAGGAACCAAAGAAGGAGAGGAGAACAGAGGAGGAGAGGAGAACAGAGGAGGAGAGGAGAACAGAGGAGGAGAGGAGAACAGAGGAGGAGAGGAGAACAGAGGAGGAGGUGAAGGGUGAGGAGACCAAGGAGCAGGAAACGGACAAAGAGGAAGAGGAGGACGACGAUGACGAGGACGACGAGGACGACGACGAUGACGACGAUGAUGACGAUGAUGCCGAUGUAACAGAGACGGGCGCUGACGACCUCAGCAACUCCAUCUCCACCGCCAUGGGCCAGAACAACAACACCACCAAAACCAACGGCCACGUCCUACUGGGGGGUGAGGAGAGGGAGAGGGAGAGAGGUCCCAGAGCCAGCCAUCCAGCCCCAACCUCCUCCCCCAUCCCUCUUCACUGCCCCCUGGUGGAGUCAGAGUUCAGCUGCACGGACAGGGACCAAAGCUCCCUCAGCUCCUCCUAUGAGCUCUUCAACGGCGAGGUGGUCACGCCAGGCCUGACCAACGGGGCACAGCGCCACAGGGGCACGGCGCCACGCUUCCCCGAGCUGCCCCUGGACCCGGGAAGCCCCGUCACAGUGGGCGGAGCUGGUCACCCAGGGGCCGGGACCUCCCCUCACAGCCCCACUGCAGACCGCAGCCGUACUGUGUCAUUGUCUAGCACCGGGGACACGCCUAAAGAUGAUGUGGUUCUAGCCAAGGCCAAAGCAGCAGACCUGCUGGUUAACCCUCUGGACCCCCGCAAUGCUGACACACUCCGAGUCAAGAUAGCUGACCUGGGCAACGCCUGCUGGGUGCACAAGCACUUCACAGAGGACAUUCAGACCAGACAGUACCGCUCCAUAGAGGUCCUGAUAGGAGCUGGCUACAGCACUCCUGCUGACAUCUGGAGCACCGCCUGCAUGGCGUUUGAGCUGGCUACAGGAGAUUACCUGUUUGAACCCCACUCUGGAGAGGACUACUCCAGGGAUGAGGAUCACAUCGCUCUGAUCAUGGAGCUUCUGGGGAAGGUUCCACGCAAAGUGGUCGCCGCCGGGAAGUACAGCCGAGAGUUUUUCUCCAAGAAAGGUGAGCUGAGGCACAUCACCAAGCUGAAGCCCUGGUCCCUGUUUGAUGUGUUGGUGGAGAAGUACGGCUGGGCCCCAGAAGACGCUGGCCACUUCACCCACUUCCUGCUGCCCAUGCUGGAGAUGGUCCCUGAGAAGAGGGCCUCGGCUGGGGACUGCCUCAGCCACCCCUGGCUCAACUCGUAGUGACACCAGCCCACCCCCCCCCCCCCUAGUGGCAGCCUCCACACACUGCUCAAAGCUAGGCACUCAAGACUGGAGAGAGAGGGAGAGGGGGGAGGAGGGGAGGGAAAGGGGAGACAGGGGGUGCCCCUUUCUUGGUCCUGCCCUGCCUCACCUCGCCCUGAGCCCUCCACACACACGCACAUAGGUAUGCACACAUGCAAAACAGAUGCCCACAGAGCCUCAGCAGGUAGACUGAGAGAGACUGCUCCUCUGCUGUCCUCCCCAUAGGUCCCAUACAACCCCUCACAGGAGCAAUAGAGCGCCCCAGGAAUAGAGUUGGAUGGAGUCAAACUUCCACGAUUCUAGACAGGCAGGAUGAGAUCCCUACACAACAUGAGGAGCAGCCAUGGUCAGGACUAUGUCUUCCAAGACAUCUCCUACUUAGAACGACCAUGCAGUCUGAACAGAAACUAACCCGCUCAUAUGAAUAGGUUCUCUGCAAUGUCCUGGCCAGUCUUAUUCUGAGCCUAAACCUGUCCUCCACCCUAGGUUUCCUAUUAGAAGUCAAUGAGCACCUCUAUCAGAAUGCUGACUGUGUGAUAGCUCCAUUUGCUUGACCUUACAACAGCACGGCCUAAACAUGCUGAGGCAGAAGUGUGUGUAUGUGUGUGUGUGUAUACAUGUGAGUGUGUGUUAUUAGUCUGGGUCUGCACAUUCUGUAGGUGUAACAGGCAAGUGUGUGUACGUCCCUCUCCUACAAAGGCGCAACAAGACUUCCAGAUUAGGAGUCGGCCGUUCACCCUACUCUUCCUCUCCUCUCAUCCCUCUCCAGCCCCUGCCCCCCUCCUUUACUCUGUAGGAGUACUGUGCCCCC
This is a messenger RNA of Coregonus clupeaformis (lake whitefish), 4059 nucleotides long. RefSeq names its product SRSF protein kinase 2. The record is from RefSeq and is a predicted model, not a curated record. Gene Ontology annotation, biological process: protein phosphorylation; regulation of mRNA processing; spliceosomal complex assembly. Gene Ontology annotation, molecular function: ATP binding; protein kinase activity. Bases 537 to 3206 code for a protein of 889 amino acids. The transcript has 15 exons. Lineage: Eukaryota; Metazoa; Chordata; Actinopteri; Salmoniformes; Salmonidae.